GUCUUAAAUCUCUUUUAGGAAUUUGUAAUAAUUUUCUAAAACUACCAUUGAAUGGUAAUUUCUCUUAAAAAGUAUAUGAAUGAAAGAUGAAUAUAAACAUACAUGUUCAUCGAGUUUUAAAUUUUUGAAUAAGUUUGAUUUGUCACAUGAUAAUUUUUAGUUUCAUCGACAGUUGUGUUUAAGUAAUGCAUGUGACCACGUUGCUGAUUCAUUCCUCGAUAUGGUGGAUGCGAGAUGUUCAAUUUUUUUUUUUUUAAUCGGUAAAAAAAAAAUUAUUGAUAAAUUUAGACAGUAAAAAGUUUACAUCGCCAAAUACAUCAAUAAAAAAAGAAGCUUGGUGACCAACAAUGUUUGAGUUGGUGUGUGUAUUUUUGAAGGUUUUUGCAAGAAGUUCCAUUAGAGAUGCUGGUCUAAAUUUUGUGCUCCUCUGUUUCUGUUUGUAAUGUUAUCGAAAAUAAAAAAUUAAUGAAUCUGUUUAAAUUGUAUUACAUUUCUGUGCACGCAUAUGUUUAUGAAUUGCAUAUAUACCUGUCCAAUAUCUUUGUUCUUGGAUUUGUUUUUUAUUUUUUUAUUUUUGGUAUGAUUUUCUUGGAUUUUAUGCGUACAUGUAACAUGCAUUUGAAGUAGUUGGUGGGAGAAAAUUAGAAGGGCGUAAAUCUUCCUCGGGAAAAUCCGGUGUGGGCUCCUCUUCACACCCUGGUUAUAAUGUUAAGAACACGACACUUCGUGCAUCACUGAACAAAGAUGUAACACCUGAUAAUAAUCAAAAUGCCAUGAGAGCGCCUCAAGCAAAUUGUGACAAAGUAAGAAAGUCAAAUAUGUCCAAGGAAUCUACUGCUAAGACUCGGGAUUUGACUUUUAAAUCUGGAUGUGGAAGUAAAAUCAUUGCUGCCGCAAAGUCAGCCCACCUGGAAACUGCAAAAUCAAAGGUUAACAAAGUUGUGCAUUCUAAAGCCACGAGGCUACAUGGAGUCAAUGCACAAGAUUCUGUGACUGGUGGUACAAAAGCAAAUGACAAAGUGGGAGUCAACAAGUAUAAUGGACUCGGAAAUGGUAAAGAGAAUGUUACGAGUCAGAGACCAAACACCGGUGCUGGAGGCACGGUUCAGCAGGUUCAGAUAGUGACAAAGCAAAAGAGUAUUGUUCCAAAGGUAUAUCAAUUGUUAGUUAAUUGAUCUCUCAUGUGUUGUUUUCAAUAUAAUUUACUUUUGUUUGAA
Messenger RNA from Camellia sinensis, 1217 nucleotides. The record is from RefSeq and is a predicted model, not a curated record. NCBI's taxonomy places the organism in Eukaryota, Viridiplantae, Streptophyta, Magnoliopsida, Ericales, Theaceae.